AUGGCAGUAUGCUCAUUUGACAUGAAGUUCACUUUUGUUUACCCCGGUUGGGAAGGGAGUGCCCACGAUGGACGUGUUUUCAUGGCUGCAGUGUCAAAUCUGGCCUACAACUUCCCACACCCCCCAAUCCAUAAAUAUUAUGUGGUGGAUUCCGUAUAUACAAACAUGCCAGGGUAUCUAGCUCCUUAUCGAGGCCAAAGGUACCACCCAAAUGAGUGGAAUGGGGUGACUACGGUGUUUCAAUGCUCGUCAAUCUCAAAUCGUUACUGCAUGUUGUGUUGUCCACAAUUGGAUCUUAAUGGAGCGGGGAGAGAUGAAUUUUUUGACGAAUUUUCUGAGGAUGAAGAUGAGGAUGCCAAUGGGGAACAAGGAAAUGUUGAGCAGAUCAACAUGUCUGCUGAGAACCUAGCAUUGAUGGCCACUCGCCGGAAUGAAAUUGCCCAAAUGAUGUGGGAAAACUAUUAG
Messenger RNA from Rhododendron vialii, 465 nucleotides. RefSeq lists its product as uncharacterized. The transcript has 3 exons. The record is from RefSeq and is a predicted model, not a curated record. NCBI's taxonomy places the organism in Eukaryota, Viridiplantae, Streptophyta, Magnoliopsida, Ericales, Ericaceae. Bases 1 to 465 code for a protein of 154 amino acids.